Molecule: messenger RNA, 1875 nt
Organism: Heterotrigona itama
Lineage: Eukaryota; Metazoa; Arthropoda; Insecta; Hymenoptera; Apidae
Source: the annotation of a GenBank genome assembly
CUCGCCGUGCCGUCAACGUCGUGGUAGGGGGUUGGCAUGUACGUACGUCGCGCGUGUGCUUGCCCGCGUUCUUCAUGAGUGCUGCGGACCUUGAGCAUUGAAGAUUGCUAUCGUUUCACGUAGACGUGAAAGAGAAAGCGUAAAACAACAAAGCGAACGUCCCCGGUGGUGCCAUUUCGAUAGAGUCGUCCGCCAUGGAUGCAUGGAUGUACGAUGUGGUUUGUAUGAUGCCCGGUGGCGGCACCGAAAAUAUGAUUGGAAAUAAUAGGACCAUGGCGAACAUCAAACAAGAAAUCGAGAAUCCUACCACCCCGACGCAGAAUUAUCAAGUUUGUUCACCGACCACUACGCUUCAACAUCAAGAGGUAAUUUGCAGUAAAAUAGAGGUACCAGCCGAUUAUGGUGGAGGUGAGGGUAGCCCUGGUAGUCCGGAAAUGCACCAUUGUUCGUCAACCACGCAGCCUUUAGGAACACCCGAGGAAGGCGUUAAAGAGGAAGACAUGAUACCUAGAAGACUUUGCCUAGUGUGCGGCGAUGUUGCGAGUGGUUUUCAUUAUGGAGUCGCGUCUUGCGAGGCGUGUAAAGCUUUCUUUAAAAGAACCAUACAAGGUAACAUUGAAUACACGUGUCCUGCGAACGGGGAAUGCGAAAUAAACAAACGUAGGAGAAAAGCGUGCCAAGCGUGCAGGUUUCAAAAGUGCCUUAGACAGGGCAUGUUGAAGGAAGGAGUCCGAUUGGAUCGUGUCCGAGGAGGGAGACAAAAAUAUAGAAGAUCCACCGAUCCCUACACGCCGGUGAAGACAGCUCCGUUGGAAGAUAAUAAAAUGCUGGAGGCUUUGGCUGCCUGUGAACCAGAUAUGCUGCAAGUAUCCAAUAUCUCUCACACUCUUGACACGGAUCAAAGAGUACUGGGACAAUUAUCUGACUUAUACGAUCGAGAACUGGUUGGAAUAAUUGGUUGGGCAAAGCAGAUUCCUGGAUUCAGUAGUUUAGCUCUAAACGAUCAAAUGCGACUUCUGCAAAGCACGUGGGCCGAGAUACUGACAUUUAGCCUCGCAUGGAGGAGCAUGCCAAAUAAUGGUAGAUUAAGGUUUGCCCAAGAUUUUACCCUUGACGAACGACUUGCACGCGAAUGCCAUUGUACAGAGCUAUACACGCACUGUAUCCAAAUCGUAGAAAGGCUUCAAAGAUUGGGUUUGACCAGAGAAGAAUAUUACGUUCUGAAAGCAUUGAUAUUAGCAAACAGUGAUGCAAGAUCAGAUGAACCACAAGCGCUGUAUCGUUUCCGAGAUUCUAUUCUAAAUUCCUUAUCGGACUGUAUGGCGGCAGUAAGACCGGGACAAGCGCUUCGUGCUACUCAAAACAUGUUCCUAGUGCUGCCCAGUCUCAGGCAGGUUGAUGGAAUUGUUAGAAGAUUUUGGUCUAGUGUUUAUCGAACGGGGAAGGUACCAAUGAACAAGCUCUUCGUAGAAAUGUUAGAAGCUGCAUAUUAUCGAUGAAGUAUCAACUCGAAUUCAAUUUAACGAUAUUCAUAUUGAGGAUGGCGGUAGUAUAAUUGUAACAUGUUAUGAGUGAGUAGGGUACGUUCUAUGCGUGCCCAGAGGCAUAAGCGAAGAACAGUGAGUGAUAGUGAAUCGCGGGGAGAUACGGAGAGCGUGCAGUUCUAUUAAUUUUCUCUAAAAGGAAGACUCAUAUGAAAGAAAAGGCUUUAUUUUUCAAGUGUGAAAAGUGUUGGAGCUUUGGCCAGUGAUCCCGGCGGUCGUUGAAAUUCGCGAAACACUCUAAGAUAUCAGGCAUAUUGUUUCGUCGAAAUAACCAAACUUUCCUUUUCGAGUACCCCUUUUACAGGUACAAAGAAAAAAAAAACAAAAAAAA